GAGACGUGGAACAGCCAGACUGCCUUUGAGCUCCAUGCCAUCCAGACACUGAUCCACCGGCACACACUCAACACCACCAUGUAACACAGCAACACACUCAGCCGCCACGGGUUGGUCUAUAACACGCCGACGUCGCCAUGGAGGGUGGACUCAUUAUUACUUUCAUAUCGGUGGCGAUGUUUGUCGGUUGUUUCCUACUUGGAUUCAUCCCGCUGCUGUUCAGACUGUCCGAGAAAAGCCUGCAGCUGAUAACUGUCCUCGGGGCUGGACUCCUGUGUGGCACCGCACUGGCCAUCACCAUCCCAGAGGGAGUGGGUUUACUGGAGGAGUCAUGGAUUGCCUCCUCCUCCUCCUCUGAUGGGCCGUACUCUCUGAAUGGCAGCGACAAAAACACAACCUCCACAGAGAGAGGCCGUCCGCCUCGCUUCUUCAUCGGAGUGGCUUUAACGCUGGGUUUCACCUUCAUGUUUGCAGUGGAUCAGAUUGCAAGUUACAUCUCCAUGCGUGACCAAGCAACACAGCUGCACAGAAGUGUCGGCGUCACAGCCACGUUGGGGCUGGUGAUUCACGCUGCAGCCGAUGGAUUUGCUCUCGGCGCUGCUGUGUCCACGGGUCAAGUGACUGUGCAAGUCAUAGUAUUUUUUGCAGUAAUUCUACACAAGCGGAGCUUCCCUCUUAUCUCCCAGGCGCCCACAGCUUUUGGUUUGGUCUCGUUUCUGAUGCACUCAGGACUCGAGAGGAAGUACAUCCAGGGACACUUGCUGGCCUUUUCAGCUGCGUCACCUAUAGUUGCCAUCACCUCUUACUUCAUAUUACAUGCAUCUGGCAGCUCGCCUCAGAACCAGCUCAGCUCCACAGGCGUGGGAAUGCUCUUCUCAGCUGGGACUUUCCUUUACGUGGCCACAGUGCACGUUCUCCCGGAGAUCAGCAGCGCCAGAGCAGACCGGGGCCAGCCCUCCUCUGACCCCCAGCAGCCCACUGCCGGAGCUGAGACCCACCAGCGGCACCACGUGGGGCUCCUGGAGAGCAUCACUCUCAUCUUUGGGGUCAUGCUCCCCAUGGUGCUGGCACUCGGGCUGCAUGACGACUGAAAAGAAGAAAAGAAAAGGCACAGUGCCACCGCACCUGAGGGGAAAGACUGUGAGCACCUUUCUAGCCUAGUCUGUAAGCUUUAGAGGAAAUACAAUAUGACUGGGACGGGGGGUUUACUUUGGUGUGUUCUCUGUGAAACUACACUUUGUGUCCAGCUUUUAUUUGUUUAUCAGAGGUUUAUUACAAGACCUUUUUAGUCAGUAUAAAGAAUCUGAUGGCAAAUAUGUCGUCCUCUGUUGCCUGAGUUUCCAUUACAAGAAACAUUAUGGGAAACAGAAUAGGCUUCAUUUGUUGCCAAAGCUGAGGACAGGGCCUGUUCAGCGGUGAAAUCCCAGUAAGUCGAUAGAUUUACAGGAACGACCGGAUCACAUGAUACUGUCUGUUACACCAAAGAUAAUAGAUCUGGGCCAGGCUAUUUUUUUGGGGGGUUUCUUCCUUGUUUUGUUGUUUAGUCUGGAGCUCAGUUUUUCUCUUUUAUUAAUGUGCAAUAAUAGUCUACACGUGAGAAAGGAUGUGAAACUUUCGUGUGAUUAAAUAGAAGUUGUAGUUUUUAACGUGAGAUUUUUAACUGCCUUUUGGACGCGUGUCGGAACAUGUGUAACCAGGGGUGGCAUUGUCUGUCCAGACCAGCCCACUACAUUAUCAGCGGACACCACAUAGAAGUCCACAAAUCUCGCGGCGUCUUCUCCCAUGCAUACUACUGUUACCACCUAGCUCGAAGAUGGCAACAAGAAGGGAGGCCACACACAAACCUCUCAAGCCAAAAGUAAAUUUAUUUAACUCCAAAUCAAGAUAGCUCUAACAAUGUAGUGGGAUGUGUAAAAUAUGUUACGCGUCAGUGGUGUUAACAGUGUUGAAUGUGUGAAUAUAAGGUGUGAUGUAUGUUGUAAGGUGCAGAAGCAAAGAAAAACAAAGGCUGAGGGCACCAUGCCCCUGGAAGCAGCCUUUAGAUCUGCAGCUGAAGCCCAGCCCAAAAGGGCCGGCCCGGGGUGACGCCCCUGCCAGCUCUACCUUUGUCUGGAAAACAACUUCUCAGGCUCUCACAUGUCAAGUGGUCAACUUGAGAAGGACAUGGAUACAUUAUAAUGUCUCUAAUCAUCACAAAUUAAGUAUGAUUUCAUAAAACAUAAAAAAUGAUAAACUCACCAGACUAGAGGAGGCUCAACAGACAAACUUUGGUACAGUGAAGGCAGAGAGUGGAGGCAGACAGAGAGCAAGUCCUCGAACAUGGACAGAGGGGGAACAACUCCUCAGGCUCUCACAUGUCAGCUCUUAGCUAGCUUAUCAAAAUCAUCUGAACAAUAAUAACCCAUAAUAUCACAAUUCGGCAUAUUAAAACAAAAUCAAAAACGUUUUCUACUUUGUUUUGGACAUGUCUCAAAAAUGUAGCCUAGCCAGCUCCAGGCCAACGUUACUUGCCAUGUCUGCCUCCACUCGCUCAUCAUUGUCGAGUCCUCCUCGCUCGUCUCCCAAUUGGAGGGAAUUUAGAGAGGAAGAAGAGAAAAGAAAAAAAAACAUAGUGGACCAGACCGGCCCACCCCUGUGUAUAACAAUAUUUAUGAAGUCUGUAGGUCUGCUAGAUGAUAUGUGAGUCAGCUGGACACACGUGUCACUGAAUUUAUGAUCAUGUCACUUUGGGUUUUUAUCAAUUUUGAUGAUUCCCUUUAUUUCUUCAGUGAGUGCAGACAUUUAUAUGAAAUAAAACACGCAUGGUUCUGUUAGAA
This is a messenger RNA of Platichthys flesus (European flounder), 2816 nucleotides long. RefSeq names its product zinc transporter ZIP9. Gene Ontology annotation, biological process: transmembrane transport; zinc ion transport. The transcript is spliced from 7 exons. Gene Ontology annotation, molecular function: metal ion transmembrane transporter activity. Gene Ontology annotation, cellular component: membrane. The record is from RefSeq and is a predicted model, not a curated record. Lineage: Eukaryota; Metazoa; Chordata; Actinopteri; Pleuronectiformes; Pleuronectidae. The coding region runs from base 138 to 1091 and encodes 317 amino acids.